Messenger RNA from Sesamum indicum (sesame), 1711 nucleotides. Its product is annotated as alpha/beta-Hydrolases superfamily protein. Lineage: Eukaryota; Viridiplantae; Streptophyta; Magnoliopsida; Lamiales; Pedaliaceae. The record is from RefSeq and is a predicted model, not a curated record.
AAGCACAAAAAUAACAAUUCAUUGUUCUCGACAAGAAGGUGGCACUUGCCCUUUAACAUUUUCCUCCGAAUGACUUGAUGAAUACUAGAAUAGUUCUUCUCUUCAGCCUCUACAACAAGACAAAGAAAAACUAAUACGAAAAGGCACUCCCGCUUCCAAAUUGUAGACAAGAAACGCAGACUUAAAGCAGAUGAUCAUCAAUGAUCACACUGUUAUUUGAAUCAUAAUUAAGAAAGAAAAACAGACUAAACACGAAUAAUACCAAAAAGUCAGAGAAAUUAUCUUCCAAUGUAGAGUACCACACCUUUAAUUACUCCCUCUUUUGACGAAAUAAAGCUUUGUAAUCCCGCACGCAUUCAACUGCAUAAUUAUGAACCUCCAACUGCAAAGUAAGCUUUCAUUCCCAAAAAUGGUUGACCUUGACGUCAAAAAGAUAUAACCUAAAUAAAAGGAGGAGGCCCUGUUUCCACCACGUUUAUUGACUCUCCACCAACCAGAACCUUCCACAGGUAAUUAUUGUCAAGCGUAUCCCAAUUCACUCCCUCUUUCGGGGCAAAUACCCAGAAGAAGAAAAAAUACCAAAUUUUUGGAGAAAAGAGAAACAAAAAUGGAGGAAAAAAAACGUCAAAACCAAGGCCUAACCCAUUACUGGGGAAACACUCCUGAGGAGGAGUAUUACAAAGAACAGGGCAUCAAAUCAUCCAAUUCUUACUACACAUCACCCAGAGGGCUAACCCUAUUCACCAGAUCCUGGCAGCCACUCCAAUCCGAACCUCCACGCGGCAUCAUCUGUAUGGUCCACGGCUAUGGCAAUGACAUCAGCUGGACUUUUCAGGGCACCGCAAUCUUCCUUGCCCAGAAUGGGUUUGCCUGUUUUGCCCUUGAUCUUGAAGGCCAUGGCCGCUCCCGAGGCCUCAAAGCCUAUGUCCCAAAUGUUGACCUUGUUGUUGAUGACUGCAUCUCAUUCUUCAACUGCAUUUUAACCCAAGAUCCAAACUUCCCGAACCUUCCGAGAUUCUUGUUUGGUGAGUCAAUGGGAGGCGCAAUUUGUUUACUGAUCCAUUUCAAGCAACCUGAAUUCUUCAGAGGCGCGGUCUUGAUAGCCCCCAUGUGUAGAAUCUCGGACAAGGUGAGGCCAAAAUGGCCCAUUCCACAAAUCCUUACGGCUGUUGCAGGAAUUGCCCCCACUUUGCCUAUUGUGCCGACCGCUGAUUUGUUAGAGAAAUCUGUCAAAGUCCCAGAAAAGAAAAUAAUUGGGGUAAUGAAUCCCAUGAGAUAUCAGGGGAAGCCAAGAUUAGGCACGGUUCUUGAACUCCUGCGGGUGACAGAUUACGUUAGUAGUAAACUGAGUGAUGUGAGCAUUCCUUUUAUUGUGAUCCAUGGGAGUGCAGAUGUGGUUACUGAUCCAGCAGUGAGUAGAGAAUUGUAUCAAGUGGCUAAGAGUGAGGAUAAGAGUAUCAAGAUUUAUGAGGGUAUGAUGCAUUCUUUGUUGUUUGGGGAAACUGAUGAAAAUGUUGCGAUUGUUCGUGGUGAUAUCUUGAAGUGGCUGAAUGAUAGAUGCUCGUUCAAGAGUAUCCAGGAUGUUGAAAUUGCUAUAUGAUGUUGCAAUUUUUCUUUAACAGAUUUAUUGUUCUGAUUAUAAACUACUCAAAAAUUGUUCAGAAGUUUUUUCAAGAAUCUAUUAAUGAUCUUAUUCUGGUUCUUCCAAGAA